Homarus americanus (American lobster) is the source of this 1330-nucleotide messenger RNA. RefSeq names its product charged multivesicular body protein 3-like (gene Vps24). The coding region runs from base 83 to 742 and encodes 219 amino acids. The transcript is spliced from 6 exons. Gene Ontology annotation, cellular component: ESCRT III complex; multivesicular body. NCBI's taxonomy places the organism in Eukaryota, Metazoa, Arthropoda, Malacostraca, Decapoda, Nephropidae. The record is from RefSeq and is a predicted model, not a curated record. Gene Ontology annotation, biological process: protein transport; late endosome to vacuole transport; endosome transport via multivesicular body sorting pathway.
UGACAACUCCUUCCACACACUCGAACACUGUGGUUGAGUCAGUCACUUGUGUUGAGCCGUUCACCAAAAACAACCGGAAAAUAUGGGUUUAUUUUCUAAAUCUCCGUCAAAAAGCCCUAAGGAUCAGGUGAAUGAGUGGUGCGGCCGAAUAAGGAAGGAGGGUUAUGGCUUGGACCGCCAGAUUAGAGCCAUCCAGCGUGAGGAAGAAAAAGUUAAACGCUCAAUGAAGGAAGCUGCUAAAAAAGGUGAUAAAGAUGUAUGCCGGAUGCUUGCCAAGGAAAUUAUACAGUCACGAAAAGCUGUUACUCGGAUUUACACGAGCAAGGCUCAUCUCAACUCUGUACAGUCACAGAUGAAGGCACAGUUAGCUACUCUCCGUGUUGCGGGCUCUCUGCAGCAGUCAACGGAGGUGCUGAAGGCCAUGCAGGAGUUGGUCAAGUUGCCCGAGAUCAGCAAGACAAUGCAGGAGAUGAGCCGAGAAAUGAUGAAGGCUGGCAUCAUCGAGGAGAUGCUGGAAGACACCAUGGAGAGCCUCGAGCCUGAGGAGAUGGAGGAGGAGGCCCAGGAGGAGGUUGACAAGGUGUUGUGGGAGAUCACAGCUGGCCAACUGGGCAAGACACCAGCCAUGGUGAGUGAUGCACUGCCAGCAGAGCCUGAAGGAGCAGCUGCCCUCGCUCCAGAAGAAGAGCCAGAGGAAGACAUGGAGGAGAUGAGAAAUCGUCUGGAAGCUCUACGUAGCUGAGCAGCAGGUGUGAGUGAACUAGAUCCCUGAUGUGCAACCCAACAGUCUGUGCCCACAUCCCCUCGAGUCCGCUUUCUCUGGUCUACCAAAUGCCAUUUUAGUGCCUGUCUCUGUAUGUUGCAUGAAAUUGGGUAGAAUUGAUCACAUGCUGCAUUACUUCCAACCCUCGCUACACAUACUGUACCAGGUAUGUUGAGAUUUUCUAAGUCUCCCUCAGCUGAAAAAGGUUCCACAUCCCUGAACUAGAUGAUGCUGUUAAAGUAAAUUUCAGUAUUGUAAAUUAAUAUCAUCUCAUAGCUGCUUCCAAAAGUCUAUUCUUUUUUUUUACCACAAGUAAUGGGAAAAAAUAGUCUGUUGGAACUGUUUCUUUGAAAAGAAAUCGUAAUUGUCACAAGUAUUAGUUCAGCUUGGCCAAAACUAAUCUCAAUACUCACAAACAAACAAACAAACUCAUGUUUAUUUGUGUUUUGUGAUUAUUUAGUUUUUAAAAAUCCUAAUCCAGGUAAAACUGUAUAUAUGGUGCAGUGCUUGUAAAUUAUGGAUUUUGGUCAAGCAUUCUGCAAGACUUAAGUGAUGUAAGGCUUUCAA